Myzus persicae (green peach aphid) is the source of this 6698-nucleotide messenger RNA. It is a transcript of the gene ndl, whose product is annotated as serine protease nudel. Gene Ontology annotation, molecular function: protein binding; serine-type endopeptidase activity. Gene Ontology annotation, cellular component: membrane. Lineage: Eukaryota; Metazoa; Arthropoda; Insecta; Hemiptera; Aphididae. Gene Ontology annotation, biological process: proteolysis. Bases 232 to 6573 code for a protein of 2113 amino acids. The record is from RefSeq and is a predicted model, not a curated record. The transcript is spliced from 19 exons.
GUCUUUUAUACGUAUUCGCCAAACAACUAUCAUCGUGAAAUGUGCGGGUUCUACAACAACUAAUAUAUUUUAAUUUAUGAAAUAAUUUUUUUAAUUUUUAAAAAUAUAUGUGUUAAAUUAUUUUUAUUAAAUACAUCUGAUAGUCUAUGGAGUAUUGAAGUGUUAAUUAUUAUGAGUUGUAUUUGAAAUAAAUCCACACCAACGCCAAAUUAAUUCAUCAAUAUUACAGGUAUGGGAAUGUCCAAUACCAAUUCUUCCACAUUAAAAUUGCUGUAUGAAAACAAUAUGCCGUUUUGGAAAAGAAAAUGCUUUAUUUUAUUAAUAUUAAUUUCAACAACUUUCCUCGGUUUAUUAACAUUUUACGCUGUAAACGAUAUUUUCAAUCAAGGUAGGCAUCUAAAUACUGGUAAUAAUUUAAACAGACCAUUACGAUCACCGCUCAAGAUCGAGAAUCUAGUUAAAUCAGAGAGUUCUAGCACAAUACCUUAUGCAACGCAACCAUAUAAUAAUAGUCAUUUUCAGACAGAUUCAGAUAACGUUCAUGUACAAAAUAUAUCCGUCAAGUGUGAAAUAAAUAACAGAUUAACAAAUCUUAUGUAUGAAAUUAAAAGACUUAACAACAGUUUAAAUCGAUUAGAUGUUCAGUUUAAUAGAGAUAAACGGGGUUUGCGUGAAGAAACAACGAUUGUUGACUGUGUGCAAAUGAAGGGGAAAUUCAAUGAAAUCUACGAGGACAUACAUCGGAUAUCUGAAUCAUUAUCAACAGUUGAUGAUAAUGGCAUAUGUCGUUGUAAAUGUCCAUUAGACACUAACACGACUACCGGCACAACAACAAAAGUCUCAUAUUUAACCAAAAUACCAUUUGAUCAAACAACAUUCACACCGAUAAAUGUAAAUGAACAUGCACCUGGUACGGGUGAAAAAACGAAACAAUCAAAAAAAAUUAUUUUUUCUAAGUACACGCCUCAAAGUGUAACCAAUCAAUUAAAUAGUGUUUCCGAUUACGAAAUCAUUACUACAACAUCGAACGAAGAAACUGCCUUCACUACUAUGUUAUCAUCAACACUUGGAGGUAUCACUACCCAGGAAGGCACCGAUAGAACUGUCGACACAAAAGGUGACCUGUCGCCGGAAAUGUCUAAUGCGGUAACUAAUAUAGUUAAUCGCGAAGAUGGUACUAAAACAACUGUCGGACCACAAAUAAUAUAUCUUACAGAUAUUAUAACCAAUGAUGAUGAAAACACACAAACACAUAUUACUUACGAUAUGUCAACAAGUUCAACAGAUAUUAUGGAUCCAAACGAAACUAUUGGAACGACAGAAUUAAAUAACGAUAGAACAACCACUACACAAGCAAAGAACUAUUCGAAUAAAGACAUUAUUUUAAACUCUACAGCUGAAAAUGAAAAUAUUUCCGAGUCAACUACAGAAAUACUGGGAUCUGAAAACAAUCAUAGCAUUACAUAUAUUAUAAAAAAAAAUUCAGAAUCACUGUAUGAAAAUGAUAAUAUUUUUAAAUCAACUACAGAUGCAUCAACAUCUGACAACACAUAUGAUAUAACUUAUAUUACAGAAAAUACUUGGGAAUCGUCAUCGGAAAAUGAAAAUAUUUCAGGAUCGACUACAGAAAUAUCAGAAUUUGACAUAAGUCAUAACAGAACACAUUAUGUUAUAGAAAAAACUAUACAAUCGACAUCUGAAAAUGAAAAUACUUCAGAAUUGACUACAGAAAUAUCAGAACUUGACAAAAAUUAUUCGGAAACGUAUGUUACAGAAAAAACUUCAGAAUCGACAUCCAAAAUUGAAAAUAUUACAGGAUCGAUUACAAAAUCAUCAAGCUCCAAUGACAAUAAUAAUUUUAGUAAUACCAGAGUUACUGAUGGAACGGUCGAUUCGAUAUUUGAAAACAAAACAGAAACGCCUGUUCCUAAUAAAAAUACGACUAAAGCAAUUGUAAGUGAAAGAACUUCGUCGGAAGACCGCGGUGAAAAACAUUACGAUAAACCGAAAAACGGACAAGACACUGAUCAAUCGACAACUGUAAUAGGCAACACUAGCACAGAAAACGUAAACCGUUUGAUGCCGAAUAACAGCAGGAACGACGACUUGGACGACAAAAGUACCCUGCAACAGCCUGAAGUGAUACAACAAGUACAACUGAAACCGUAUCCAAUAUGCUUUUACCCAGCACCGUGUUCACCAAACAUAGUGAAUUAUCAACAAAUUAGUGAGCUGCAAGACUCGAGUAAAAGUGCAAUACAGUAUACGGCACAGUCGCUGGCUACGUAUAAAAGAAAACCACCCGUCGCCACUGUAAUUCAAAACGAUUACCCGGUGUUGUUGAUUUGUCGAACGGACGUGAUUUGCUCGGUCGCCGAUUUCGCGGGACAAUCGAACAGGUUGCACUGCAUGUAUUCCGUGAACGUAAACAAAAACAGUGAAAAUACUUCGAACCAAGCGAUAAAAAAACACUAUAACAGCACGAAAAACGCAGCCGCGGUGACGAGCGUCAAGACCGCUGCAAGAAACAACGACGACAUUUUAACGGGUAAUCUCGAUUGUCCGUCGAAUACGUUUCCGUGUGUGGACAAUUCCGGGUGUGUGGACAACGAAAACUGGUGCGACGGCCGAAUCCAUUGCAAUGACGCGAGUGAUGAAAGCCAAUGUAACUGUAAACAACGAAUAGACAAAGACAAAUUGUGUGACGGAUAUUACGACUGUCCGAGUGGAGAAGACGAAUUGGGUUGUUUCGGUUGUAACAACGAAACGUUUAGUUGUGGCGAUUGGGAUAUUGUUUCACAGCGUUCCAGCUGUUUCGAAAGAAAAAAUCGCUGUGAUUACGUAAAAAACUGCCCUAACGGCCGAGACGAAGACGAAUGCACUUUGUUAUCUAGACACCUAGAAAAUCCGAAUCAAAUAUUUUUCAUUUCAUAUUCGUCCGGUUAUCUGCACCAUAAUUGGAAAGGAAAUUGGUACCCAAUGUGUGAUAACGAUCAAAUCAACACGUGGGCGGAAAAAGCGUGUACGGUUGAAUCUGGAGAAAUAUCCAAGCCAAAUAAAGUACAGUAUAUGAAUGAGUUGACUACUUAUAACGGGCCGUAUAUCAAUAUCGACGGAAAUAAUCAAAUUAUAUUAUCAAACGAAUGCAAUCACCAAGGAAUCUUUGUCGAAUGUGAACCAGAAAUGUGUGGCAUACGUUCUGAUCUGAAAUUUAACAAAAACAUUGAUCCCGAUAGACUGAGAAGAAGUUCACCUUUGGAAUCAUCGAAUAACAUCACCUCACGCUUUACGAGAUCGAAGGACGCUAGGGUAGUUGGAGGCAUCGCCAGUAACCCUGGCGCGUGGCCGUGGCUCAUUGCACUUUACCAGGAUGGCAUAUUCCAUUGUGGUGGUGUUAUAUUAAGUGAUCAAUGGGUGUUGACAGCAGCUCACUGCGUUAAUCAGUAUAAGAAGCAUUUUUAUGAAGUGCAAGCCGGAAUUUUACGAAGAUUUUCGUUUUCGCCCAUGGAACAAUCGAGAAUUGUAACUCACGCAAUAAUCCACACUCAAUAUAGUAGAUCGACGAUGGAAAACGAUUUGGCCGUGCUAAGAUUAGACCGCAGUUUGGAAUUUAACCGUUGGAUUCGACCAGUGUGUUUGCCCGAUAAUAAAUUGAGCUGGAUUCCAUUCCCGGGAACAAUGUGUACAGCUGUUGGUUGGGGAGCUACGGUUGAACACGGACCAGACCCCGACAACAUGCGAGAAGUAGAAGUACCGAUUCUUGCCGAGUGCACACAUAAAUCUGAUAUAGAGGGUAAAGAAAUUUGUGCCGGAUAUUUGAAUGGUGGCCACGAUACUUGCCAGGGAGAUAGUGGAGGUCCACUGCUUUGCAGAGAGCCCAACAAUCUAAAUAAAUGGUAUGUGGCCGGCAUAGUUAGCCACGGCGAAGGAUGUGCGAGACCUAUGGAACCCGGAGUAUACACUAGAGUCGCGUUGUACAUGGAUUGGAUUUUUAAAGCUACUGAAGAGAACAAUUUGCCACAAGACAGUCCACUACAAUAUUGUCCAGGAAUCCGAUGCAAAACCGGAAAACAAUGUAUUCCCACCAAACGUCAAUGUGACAAAUAUGUGGACUGUAUGAACGCGGAAGACGAACAAAAUUGUGAUUACACUGGUUCUCAGUAUCAAGUGAACUUAUAUCGGUCGAGAAACACUGACCACAGCAAUUUAAAGUACAGUAAAUUAAAAAGUGCUGGACAGCCACUGCGAGAUUUUAAUGUCAAUUUCACCAUGAGUACUCCAAAAAAGACAACAACAACGGUAGCGUCUGUAAGAACAGACAUAACACCAUUACCAAAAUAUGAUAAUAUCAGCGGUAAUCUCCGGGACAGAGACGUUGUUAAAAACGAAACUAGAAUGACCGUAGCGGUUGUCAAUGAAAAAAUCAAUAGUAAUAAUAUCACUAGACUAAACGAUACGGUUCUCAAUGCCUUGAGUCAACUUUUCGACAACCAGUUUUCCGAAAAAACGUUCAGCUGUAAAAGAAUUACUCAAGUGGUGUUGUCUAACCACCGUUGCGACGGCACAGUGGACUGCGAGGACGGGACGGACGAAGAAGCCUGCGACUGCAAGACGAGACUGACGAACAUGUUCAAUUCGUCGGCCAUUUGCGACGGUCUCGUAGAUUGUCACAACGGCUUGGACGAGGCCGAUUGCGUUACGCCCAAGUGCAAGACUGACGAGACCGCUUGCGGCUGGCCGAUAAAAUGCGUAAAAAAAAGCGAGUGGUGCGACGGGCACGUGAACUGCAUUGACGGCGUUGACGAGAAAUACUGCGUGGCGAUCACGAACGGCACAACAGCUGUAACGUCGGAUGCGACCGGUCGGCCGACGUUACGACAAUCUGGCAUGGUCGCCGUGAACCGCAACGGCGUCUGGAGGGUGAUGUGCAUCAAAGACGAUGCGGUUGUUAAGAUCGCACACGACACUUGUUCCGACCUAGGUUACUCUCACUCGGAACGCCACGCCAAGAGAAUGUCGUGGAACAGUGCUCUGCCUUUGAAAACGAACCGGUUGAAGAUCACUGACGCGUGCGAAGGGCUCUUCGUGGAAUGCAGCGGCAGGAAGACGGUGGACGAGAAACGGUACUAUUGGCACGCCGACGUCGUAGUGGACGGUACACUCGUUCAGUCCGGAGUACUACUGAAGGACUCUUGGGUGCUUGUCAAGAGGACAGGUUUAAAUUUAAACAAGUCGUACGUCACGGCAGUGUUGGGCGGCAGCGCGUACUCGGUCAUCUGGAUCAAGUCGCCGUACGAACAGAUCGUCCGGGUCGACGGGAUCAGAGAAGUUCCCGAUACAGAUUUCGAUUUGCUUCAUUUGGCUCGUCCAGCAACCGUGAGCAGAGGAGUGGCCCCGUUGAAAGUUUUGCCGUUCCAGCCGUCGCCCUGGCCGAACGGUACUUGCUACGCGAUCGGCUACACGAACAACCAGCACGGCAAUAAGACCGAAGUAGCUUUCCUUCGGCCAGAUACCGGACAGUGCGACGACCCUAACGAGUUGUGCUUUACAGUGUCACAAACUCCCCGAUCGUGUUCAAACGGAAAAAAUAUGUCUCACGUGACUGCGGUUAUCUGUGAAUCAAAUUACGGUUUGUUUUUGGCCGCACCAUCGAUUCAGCCCGACAUGAACCUAUGCGAUCGUAACGUGCGAAUCCGGCUGCCCAUGGCUGAAUGUCUGAUGAACAAAAUCGAAGAAAUCACUGAUGAAAGCAUGAAAACGACACCCGUCCCUUUUUGUGGUGGAAAACGCUGUGAGCUCGGCGAGUGCGUCCCGUGGGAAAGAGUUUGUGACGGAAUACCGGAUUGUCGUGACGAACAAGACGAAACGAUUAAAAUGUGCCAACAGCGAACCGAGAAAUGCAAAACCAACGACACUUUGUGCAUAUGCGACGUGGGCAGUUUUCGUUGCACCAACGGCAAAUGUGUGGAGAAAACUGCAUUUUGCGAUGGACUCAACAACUGCGGAGACGGAACCGAUGAACCAAAGACGUGUGAGAAAAACACGUGCGUGGACUAUCUAAAGCUCACGGCCCCGGAAAGAUUAUGUGACGGACGUUGGGAUUGUUUGGACAAGACGGACGAAGAGUUCGCGAACUGUCCCGGUUACUGCAACAGAACGAACGUUUAUCACUGUCAAUCAUCGAACAAAUGUAUAUCAUCGGAAUUCGUGUGCGACGGCGAAGAAGAUUGUCCCGAAUCCGACGACGAAGCCGAAUGCAUUGGCUUAAUCACUCCAGCUGGAAAAAAAAACGAAGGAAUAUUGGCGGUAAGGUCGUACGGGCACUGGCACGAGCAGUGCAUAACCGAGGACUACACAGACAUCGAUUACCAUUCGCUGUGCAGAGCACUGGGAUUCAGGCAUGCGGUGGGCAUAAAAAAGGCGGCCGGCACCGGUGUGGACUUCGAGAACUUCAUGGUCGUCCAACUGAACGCCGGCACGGACGUCACCAUCCGGUCGGCAACCAAAGACAUCUUACAGCGGCGGACCAACCACGCGUGCACCGCCACGUACGUGAUGUGUUCGAGUACGUAGCUCGGCUACGACGACAUUACGACAAGAUAUAAUUAACUAUGAUAUUAUCUAAUAUUUUAUUAUAUUAAAUGUAUAUUAUUUACUUACUGUUGUAUACACGCACAUAUAUAUUGCAUAUUAUAUUA